AUGUCCUCCAACGAACAAUUAUACCUCAGACACUCGAUCUCGGGCACCAUACGCCUAAUCCAACGUCCAGGCACCCCCACCGAACUAGUCGUCAUCAGCGUGGACCAAAAGACAAUCAAGCAGAUCGUCAGGGCUUCGGAAGGCGUGCUGUUUGUUUCCGGAAACUUGGGACCCAAUGACAGUGCCUACUCUUUUAAGAAAAAGUCGCAUGUCUUCUUUCAUUACCGGGAUGGAUCGAAGGAGCCCAAGGACUGGAAGGCCGGAGAUGAAGUCGAGGUGGAAACUGACGUUACUGUUGCUUACGCGCUGCUCAAUGAAACAGCAUUGAUUAAGGGAUUCUGGGAGGGUCGUCCCAGUCAUUAG
Molecule: messenger RNA, 363 nt
Organism: Aspergillus puulaauensis
Lineage: Eukaryota; Fungi; Ascomycota; Eurotiomycetes; Eurotiales; Aspergillaceae
Exons: 1
Coding region: 1-363 (120 amino acids)
Source: RefSeq, a predicted model, not a curated record